CCUCCCUCCUCCUUUACAGCACCAGAGCUAACGCCGAGUACUCCGUCUACUCACCUCCCAGCUGAAGCGAUGGCCUCCAGCGGCGGCGCCGUGGCGGCGAUGUUGAAGAACAACAUGCUCGUCGCCUGCGUGAUGCUCCUCGUGGUCCUGCUGAUGGCGACGCAGAUGGGGGCGGCGGUGGCCGGCGACGCCGGCGCGGGACGCCGUCGCCUGCUCGAUGCGUGCCAGUACAGAAACUGCAACUGCCGCACUUGCUACAUUUUCCACUGGGCCUGUUGCGGCUUGUGCUGCCCGCCGGCGUAGGGGACGGCGGCACACACGGCCCGCUGCAGUUUCUCACAUGCAGAGGUUUGAAUAAUGCACAUGUACGUGGUUACAGUAACAUGUGGCUGCUCUUGUCUGUCCCAAUGCUAGUCGUGGCCUUUGAAAUUUGACAAAUUUAACC
Triticum aestivum (bread wheat) is the source of this 445-nucleotide messenger RNA. RefSeq lists its product as uncharacterized. The record is from RefSeq and is a predicted model, not a curated record. The transcript is spliced from 2 exons. Lineage: Eukaryota; Viridiplantae; Streptophyta; Magnoliopsida; Poales; Poaceae. Bases 70 to 303 code for a protein of 77 amino acids.